AUGCUUGUCGACGGUAGAAUCGUAGCAGUGAAAAAGUCUAAGGUCGUGGACAAAGACAAGCUGGAAGAGUUCAUCAAUGAAGUUGGUGUUCUCUCGCAGAUUAACCAUAGAAACAUCGUGAAACUCUUGGGUUGUUGUCUCGAGACAGAAGUUCCUAUCUUGGUCUAUGAGCAUAUACCACACGGUGACCUAUUCAAGCGGCUUCACGAUGAUUCUGAUGAUUACACAAUGACUUGGGAUCUUAUAACCGGAGAAAAACCGGUCUCUGUUAUGCGGCCUGAAGAACACAGAGGGCUUGCAUCUCAUUUCAUUGAGGCCAUGAAAGAGAACAGAGUUGUUGAUAUUGUUGAUUCUCGGAUCAAAGAAGACUGCAAGCUGGAACAAGUGUUGGCUGUGGCGAAACUUGCCAGAAGGUGUUUAAGCCUAAAAGGGAAGAAGCGGCCAAACAUGAGGGAGGUCUCGAUUGAGCUUGAGAGGAUCCGUUCAUCACCUGAAGAUUUAGAGGUACAUGUCGAAGAGGAAGAAGACGAAGAAGAAAAUCAAUGGGAAUCAACAUAG
This is a messenger RNA of Thlaspi arvense, 558 nucleotides long. The record is from the annotation of a GenBank genome assembly. Lineage: Eukaryota; Viridiplantae; Streptophyta; Magnoliopsida; Brassicales; Brassicaceae.